AGGUUCCGCAAGACGCUCUUUACCGAUACAACAUCUUUUUCGACCGCCGGCCGGCUUAUUCACGUUUGGAACUAUAUAUAUAUAAAUUUACCCUUUUUAAAAAUAUCUAAUCAAGAAGAAUCGAGGUGUAUCGCCAAUAUGUUUGGACCAAGUGUAGCUUUGGCAUCGCUGCUUGCCACUUCGGCAUUCGCAAGCAUGCAUCCUGCGAUGGGAGGAAUGCUGGGUCCGCGAGAGACGUUACUGGAGGCAAGAUUGGGGGACACGAGCAACGAAGAUUCCCUUCAACGGCGACAAAGCAACACCCUAGUGAUAUCAGAAACCGCGCCUACGAAUAUGACCCAGUGGAACACGGAUACCGCAGCAGCUUGCGAGUCGGCACUCUCUCAGCUGAUAGCUGCCUCCAAUCCUUCGGGGACAGCAGUCUGCUACAACCUGCUCAGUCUCGACACCAACACGGGUGCCUUUAUGGCAGAUCUCCGCCUCUUCCAAGUAUCGACGCCGUUCGGGGAUUUCGAAGGUAUCCCUCCGGCGGAUAUCGCCGUGGGACUCCAAUAUAACGGUGCUUCCGUUUCGCCAGUCCAGGGAAAUGAGACUGCCAAUGUCACCAAGCGACAGAGCGCCACGCCUACGCUUCUCCAGAGUUACAUGUUUGUUGGCCAAAUAGACAAGGAUAGAAUGGCUCAGCCUAUGACAAUGGGUGUAUUGGAAAGUUGGGUGAUGCCAGUCGUAACCUUGACAGGAAAGAACGUAGCAGGCAAGUCCGUCAGCACGAACGUCUCUUCCAACGAAGCCGCCUUCGUCAACGGAGUGUUCUCCACUGAAGUCGUCAUGUCGGAUUUCGCGCUUGCCCAAGUAGCCGUCGAGAACGUCACGCAGCAAGUGAAGAACGGGGAAGUUGCCGUCUUCGUGCCCGGAGUCAGCAUCAUGAUCUUCCCCAUCGGUCUCAUCGUGACCAGCAUCUGGACCGUCCUCGGCGUUGGGUUCUACGCGUUCGGCACGUACGAGCGAUACAUGUACCGCGACUCGUUCCGCAGCAGGAAGGCCAGACUGGAGAGCAAGCCCGCCUAUGCGAGGAUAUAAACAGCCAACUACUACAAUCUCAACGAUACGAUGAGAUAAUCGGCCUUGCGUAUAUGGCGUUUAAGAAAGGGAAGCUA
Messenger RNA from Hypoxylon fragiforme, 1157 nucleotides. RefSeq lists its product as uncharacterized. Lineage: Eukaryota; Fungi; Ascomycota; Sordariomycetes; Xylariales; Hypoxylaceae. The record is from RefSeq and is a predicted model, not a curated record. The coding region runs from base 139 to 1080 and encodes 313 amino acids. The transcript is spliced from 2 exons.